Messenger RNA from Plasmodium vinckei vinckei, 3486 nucleotides. RefSeq names its product vacuolar protein sorting-associated protein 33, putative. Lineage: Eukaryota; Apicomplexa; Aconoidasida; Haemosporida; Plasmodiidae. Bases 1 to 3486 code for a protein of 1161 amino acids. The record is from RefSeq and is a predicted model, not a curated record. Gene Ontology annotation, biological process: intracellular protein transport; vesicle-mediated transport. The transcript has a single exon.
AUGGAAUCUCUAAACGAAUUAAGAGAUCAAGAAAGAUUGCAGUUGCUAACCAUACUAAAAAAAUACAAUGGAAGAAAAUCUUUAUUUUUUGAAAAUUCACUUCAUAUUAUUAUUAAUUUAUUACUAACAGAACAAGAUAUAAAAAAUGAAAAAAUUGAUAAUGUUUUUUUUUACAUGACCGAUGAAAUAAAUCCAAUAUCCAACAAAGCAAAUAUAUCAAAUAAUAUUAUAUUUUUUUUACGUCCACAUUUUUAUGAAAUCGAACAAGUAUUUAAAAUAAUUGAAAAUAUAGAAAAAAUCAAAACAACCAAUAAAAACUAUCUAUUUAUUUUUAUCCCUUAUAUGACACAUAUGUGUGAGCAAGAAAUUUAUAAACAUAAUGUUUUAGAACUUACUAUCAAAAUUAUUAUCUAUCCUUUAUAUUUUUUCCCUUUAUAUAAUGAUGUAUUUAGUUUAGAAAUUAAAAACCUUUUUAAAGAUUAUUAUGUAGAUAAUGAUUUUAGUAAUCUUAUCUUUUGCUCAUAUGCUUUAAUGUUUCUUCAAUAUAUUUUCAAUGGAGUAUUUAGAAAUAUUAAAUCCCUAGGACAUGCUUCCCAUUUUAUUUCUGAACAAUUAAUGCAAUUAAGAAAAGAAAUUGUUGCUAAUAAUUUUAAUAUACAAACUCCCAAUGAUUCCCAAGAUAAUUUAUUACAACUUUUAACUAAUAUUCAAAGUUUACAAGACUUAACAAGUCUCAAAAAUUCAAAAGAACCUUCUGUUGUACCUAUCAAAUAUGCUUUACAUAAAUUUUUUAUAUCCGAAAAUGUUAAAAAAAAAAAAAAAAAAAAACGAUCAUCUCACACUAGCAAUAAUAGUUACACAUAUCAUGAUCAUAAUGAAAAAAAUGAUAUUAAAAAAUAUGGAACACCAAAAAAUUAUUCAUCUGAUGAAGAUGAUAACUCAAUUUUAGAUACCAAUGAAUCACCUAGUGACCUUAGCAGCACAAAUAUGGAUAAUCAAAAUGACAAUUCCAAUUUUACAUCUAAUUUAGAAAAUUCAGAACCCAUUCAAUGCAUUAACCGAAACGAAGAAGAUGAUCCUCAUAUUAUUCCACAAAUGGCUGAUAAAAAAUAUCGAAAUAAACUUACCUCAAAUAUAUCCACAUAUAAAAGAGAACAUAUAGAAAAUAAUCAUUUUUCAAAUACACGUGAAACAACAAAUCCAAAUAACAAUUGUAUAAAAAUUGAAAACAAAAAAGAUAGCGAUAAUGAACAAGCUAGUGAUGAUGCUUUGAAUUUUCGAAGAAGCCAAAGUGCAUUAAACUAUUCUAAUAAAGGAUUCGAAAAAGAUACAAAACAAUCUGACAACUUCAAAGAAAUUAAAACAAACAAGUCUACUAACACUCUUGAUAAAAAUACAAAUAAUUAUUCUAAUCCUAUAAAUGACGAUUUUGAUUUUGAUGAUAUGAGUAAAUAUCAUUCACAAAGAAUUUUAAAUUUUGAAACUGAUGAAAGUAGUGAUAAUUCAAAUGAUGUACAUCAAGAACCUGAUAAAGUAAAUUCAGAAAAUUAUAACAAUAAUGAAAAUAUAAAAGAAAUAAAAAAUACUUAUCAACAAAAUUCUAAAAUUAUGAGCAAGGAAGAACAUAUAAAUAAUAGUGAUAACAAUAGUACCAAUAAAAAUAAUGUCGAUUCAAAUAAAAUUAAUCAAACAUUUUCAGAUGAAUCAGAUCAUAAUAUUAAUGGAAAUAAUUUUAGGGAAGACAAUAAAAAUUGUUCUAAUAAUAUUGAUAAUAAAGUUGUAAAAAAAAAAGUAAACAAACUGAAAAAUCAACAUGAUAAAGAUAGACAAAAUAAUUCAGACAAUGAUCAAAAACAUGAUUAUUCACAAAAAAAUAAAAUGCGAAAUCCAAAAAAAACAAAAAAAAAAAUUAAUAAAAAAAUUGCUUAUGGAACAGGUAUACCUAAUUUCAUGACCGAGUUUGAUAAUAGUAAAUUCCUUAUGAAUAAAAAAGAUAAAGAAGAAACAGAAAAACAAGAAAAAAAAGAAAAAAACUAUUUAUUAGAAAAAAUUGGAAUAAAUAGCUUUCUAUUUUUAUUAAAUGCAUGUACAAAAGUAGAUUCAUGUAUCAUUAUCGAUCGAAGAAUUGAUAUGGUCACUCCCUUUUGUACCCCUUUCACUUAUGAAGGUCUAAUUGAUCAUAUAUUUUGUAUUGAAAAUUUACAAAUAGAGAUACCAAGAUAUAUCAUAUUUAAUGAAGGUGCAAACAAAACAGAUCCAGAAAAUUCAAAAAAUAAAACCCAUAAAGGAUAUACAUCUAACGAUCUAAACAAUAAAAAAAUUAGAGUCAAAUUAAAUAGUUCAAUAGAUGUAUUAUACAAUGAUAUAAAAGAUUUAAAUCAAAAUGAAGUAGGGGUAUUUUUACACAAAAAAGCUAGUGAUAUACAACAAACUUAUAAAGAAAAAGAUUCAUUAAAAGAUAUAGGACAAAUAAAUAAAUUUAUGGUCAAAUUUAAAGAAAAACAUUAUGAACAUAAUUCUUUAUCUAGACAUGUAAAUAUUGCAUCAUAUAUUUUAAACGAAAUAAAAACAGAACAUACUUUUAAUAAAUUAAAAUUAGAAGAUGAAAUUAUUCAAUUAAAUACUAAUACAAAUAAAACUAUCUUAUCAAAUAUUGUAAAACAAAUACAAACAUUAAUAUAUACUGGAGAAAACGUAUAUGAAAUUUAUAGAUUAGUAUCUCUCUUCUCUGUCAUAACUAAUGGAUUUAAUGAUACUUACAUUAAUGAAUUAAAAAAAGAUAUUAUUGAACAAUAUGGUAUAAAUGAAUUAACCAGAUUAAAUAAGUUACAUAUUUCUAAUAUUGUAAGAUAUCAACCUAGACAAAAAUUUAUAUGGAAUACUUUAAAAAACCAUUUUAAUCUUUUAUCAAGUGAUGAAAAUGAUAUAUCCUAUGUAUGUAAUGGCUAUGCCCCUUUAUCAACUCGAUUAAUUGAGUAUAUUGGUGUUUUUAAAAAUAAUAUGCAAGUUUUCCCUGAAGUUUUUAGUCUUAUAAAUGGUCCAACUUUUGAUAUAAUACAAAAUGCUGUAGGAUAUGAACAUGUUCAGGUAAAUAACAAUGAUGACCCUGCUGAAUCUAGCCAUAUGAGCAUUGAAAGUUCUACUGAAUCAUAUAGCGGCACCUCUAGUGAUACCCCUAGCAAUAUUACCAAACCCACUAAUCCAAAAAGUCAUACCGAUACAGACGAUACUAGUAGUUCUGAAGUUACCAUAUCAAAUCACAGUAGUGACAAAGAUAGUAUACAAAGUAAUACUAGUAAACAAAAUUACGAUAUUAUUUCCAAAAAAAAUAAAAAAUUUGUUAUCCUUUUUUAUGUUGGUGGUAUUUCAUAUGCUGAAAUUGCAUCCAUUAGGAAAUUAAAUCAGACUAACGAAAAUUAUAAUUAUUUAAUUUUUACAACUGAAAUUAUUAGUUCAAAAAGGAUAAUCGACUCAAUGGCCAAUUAG